This is a messenger RNA of Sphaerodactylus townsendi, 517 nucleotides long. It is a transcript of the gene SEC61G, whose product is annotated as SEC61 translocon subunit gamma. The record is from RefSeq and is a predicted model, not a curated record. Gene Ontology annotation, molecular function: transmembrane protein transporter activity. The coding region runs from base 179 to 385 and encodes 68 amino acids. Gene Ontology annotation, cellular component: membrane; Ssh1 translocon complex. Gene Ontology annotation, biological process: post-translational protein targeting to membrane, translocation; protein targeting. Lineage: Eukaryota; Metazoa; Chordata; Lepidosauria; Squamata; Sphaerodactylidae. The transcript is spliced from 4 exons.
GGAUUCAGCCCGUGACCCGCAGGACCGACGCUUUGGAAAGGCGUCACUUCCUUUCUCUGAUUUUUGGGCUGUGGUGUUAACGUGUCGUUUGAGUUCGAGGAACUCGGCACUUUUGGAGAAGUUUUGUGCCAACUGAACACUGCAAAGCGGCACCUCUAUUGAGUCCUCGGAGUUAAUCAUGGAUCAAGUCAUGCAGUUUGUGGAGCCCAGCCGGCAGUUUGUGAAAGAUUCCAUCAGGCUUGUGAAAAGAUGCACAAAGCCGGACAGGAAAGAAUUUCAGAAGAUUGCCAUGGCAACAGCAAUAGGUUUCGCAAUAAUGGGAUUUAUUGGUUUCUUUGUAAAACUGAUUCACAUCCCAAUCAACAACAUCAUUGUGGGUGGCUGAGUGCACUGGAAGUUUUUGACUUUGAUAUUCCACACAAUGACAUAAGAAAAUGCUGUUCCUUUCUGGCUGAACGAUUCAACUAAUUAACUGUAUCUUUCUACUUGCCAAUACAAAUCAAGUUUCAAACUGAAA